AUGGUGUCACAGUCUGCGGGGCGGCAGGACUCUCCUGUGGACCCCUGGGAAGGAAUCAGCAAUGACCCUGGCGACAUUGAUGGUUCACCCAGCCUCCUGGACACGGACCACCUCUCUUGCGCAUCAAACAUCAGGUUUACAAGGCACAGAGCUGCCUGGAUUAACCCCCAGUGUGUGCAGCAACAGCUGCAGGACUCGCCCCCCCAGGUGCCAGCAGUGGGAAACAGAGAGAGCCGUGUUGCCUGGGAUGCUGCCUCUCCCUUGGGCCCUUCACCGUUAUCUCUUGGGGACUCCGUUGUGGAGACAUCAUUGUCAAAGGGCACUGUGGACUCCACGGGCAGCUCCUCUGCCCGGGGCUCAGCUGAAAAAGGCGGUGACUUCUCUCUUACCUCAAAGGAAGAACGGGCAGUGCUCCCAGGACGCCGUCCUUGGACGCCUCUGUUCACAAGCUCCAAGAAUGAUUUGGCUGCCUCGCCGUGUCGUGAGGCUGACAAUGCUUUUUUCAAGCCUUCCCAGCUGACAGCUUCCACUGAUGCAGGUGCUAUUCAAGUCGGUGGAAGAACGGUUUCUUCAAAUUCCUUCUCACCAGAGGCAUUUGUGCUCCCUGUGGAUGUAGAAAAGGAAAAUACCCACUUUUACAUUGCAGAUAUGAUUAUAUCAGUCAUGGAGAAUAUGAAGUGUAGUAUUCUAAGUCAACAGCACACAGAGACCUGGAGUAUGGGAGAGGCCAGCAGGUCGCUCGGGAAUGAGCCGGCAGACUUGGAAGUGUUGUUUUAUAGCCACAUAAAGCAGGAAUCUGGCUCUUCCACUUCGUCCAACAGUGGCUCUGAAGGUUGUGCUGUGUUACAGGUCAGCCCAGUGGUUGAAACACCUACUUGCUGUGAUGUGAUGAAAGAGGACUGCAAAUGUGACUUGGAUGAAUUCGUUAUCGUAGAACUUGGAGAUUUCAGCAAUACCACAGAGACCUGUGGAUGUUCCUGCAGCUCCUCUAAGAGUGUCAUUUAUGAGCCAAACUUCAAUUCGGCUGAGCUGAUAGCCAAAGAGUUAUACCACCUAUUCAAGAAGUGCUGGAUGUCAGAAGUUAAUUAUCAGCUGGCAGGCUCCCUGAAUGCAGCUGGCUCCAUAGUUGUAAAUGAAGAAUGUGUCCAGAAAGACUUUGAAUCCAGCAUGGAUGUAGUACAGGAAAUUAAAUUGAAGUCGAGGAUCAGAGGGACUGGAGACUGGGUGCCCCCUAGGUUUCAAAUCAUAUUUAAUGUUCAUCCACCACUCAAGAGGGAUCUCAUGGUAGCAGCCCAAAAUUUUUUCUGUGCUGGCUGUGGAACUCCAAUAGAACCUAAAUUUGUGAAGCGGCUCCGGUACUGCGAAUACCUGGGCAAGUAUUUCUGUGACUGCUGCCACUCGUACGCAGAGUCGUGCAUCCCUGCCCGGAUUCUCAGGAUGUGGGACUUCAGGAGGUACCACGUCAGCAAUUUCUCCAAGCGGCUGCUGGACAGCAUAUGGCAGCAGCCUAUCUUCAAUUUGCUGCACGUCGGCCACGGCCUGUAUACGAAGGCCAAGGAGCUGGACAGAGUGAGGGAAAUCCAGGAGCAGCUAUUUCAUAUCAGGAAGAUGUUGAAGACCUGCAGGUUUGCUGAAAGGUGCUACUGCUGGCUGAGACUGGCGGGCGGGCCUGUGAAUGGGAGGUCUGAUAACCCCAUGCACUUGCUGACCCUUUGUGCCUCCAGGCCCAGCUCCUCCACAUGCAGGGCUUGCUUUCACAAGCAGUGCUUCCAGGCCUCCGAGUGCCCCCGGUGUGCGAGGAUCGCAGCAAGGAGAAGACUUCUGGAAAGUUUGCCCUCUGUGGCGACGUCAUGCCCUUGA
Lipotes vexillifer (Yangtze River dolphin) is the source of this 1860-nucleotide messenger RNA. It is a transcript of the gene RUBCNL, whose product is annotated as rubicon like autophagy enhancer. Gene Ontology annotation, molecular function: phosphatidylinositol phosphate binding. Gene Ontology annotation, biological process: autophagosome maturation; autophagosome-endosome fusion; autophagosome-lysosome fusion. The coding region runs from base 1 to 1860 and encodes 619 amino acids. NCBI's taxonomy places the organism in Eukaryota, Metazoa, Chordata, Mammalia, Artiodactyla, Lipotidae. The transcript is spliced from 11 exons. The record is from RefSeq and is a predicted model, not a curated record. Gene Ontology annotation, cellular component: autophagosome membrane; intracellular membrane-bounded organelle.